Molecule: messenger RNA, 546 nt
Organism: Bipolaris zeicola 26-R-13
Lineage: Eukaryota; Fungi; Ascomycota; Dothideomycetes; Pleosporales; Pleosporaceae
Exons: 1
Molecular function (GO): nucleic acid binding
Source: RefSeq, a predicted model, not a curated record
AUGUCGCCGCAACCCACCAAAACCGCCAAACCGCCCCCGAAAACCGUCGCAGAUUUCACCGUCCUCCCCCUCACCCUCCCCCCGCUCCCAGGCCUCCCCGACCAAUGCUCUGUCGCAAAACACUACAUAUACAUCAAACCGCACACGCCCUCCGUCCCAACCGCCUCCUCAGACCGCAGCCUCUUCAUCGCCAACCUCCCGCCCGACGCCUCCGAAACCUCACUCCGCACGCUCUUCUCCUCGCAACUCGGCGGCUCAAUGAUCGAGCGCGUAGACUUUGACGCCUCUGUGCCUGCGGAGCCGUUGCACAAGCGGUGGAAGAGCGAGGCGGGCGGCACGGCUGCUGUGCAGGGAAAGAAGAGGAAAAGGGGGGUGGAUGAUAAAGAGAUUGUAGCGGAGGGUGUGGUGGAGGAUGCCGAGAGUGCGUUACCCCCGCUUUGGAGCAGUGGGAUACGCAGGAGUGGGAGUGCGGGGGUUGUGGUGUUUGUGGAUGGGAAGAGUGCGAGGGGGGCGGUGAGGGGGGUGCAGAGGGUGGUUAAGGAGGGG